Messenger RNA from Nicotiana attenuata, 2289 nucleotides. Its product is annotated as ubiquitin-like-specific protease 1D. Gene Ontology annotation, molecular function: cysteine-type peptidase activity. The coding region runs from base 121 to 1536 and encodes 471 amino acids. Gene Ontology annotation, biological process: proteolysis. The record is from RefSeq and is a predicted model, not a curated record. The transcript has 12 exons. Lineage: Eukaryota; Viridiplantae; Streptophyta; Magnoliopsida; Solanales; Solanaceae.
CAGGGCCCUUUAUGCCUCGUGCGGCCAUGUCUUCUUCCGUUUUCUUCAUGAAAUCGGGGCUCUAUCCCCAUUUUACCCGUGUACAAACCCCUCCCUCCUCCCCCUCCCCCGGUCUUCCCUAUGAAAUUUACUAUAGACUGGGAAAAAAUAAUCAACGACGACGAAGACCCUCCGGCGGAGCUUGUGGUUACAUCCGCCAUGGACGGAGAGGAGCACAAAGAAGUACUUUCCAACUUAUCAAAUACCGAAUUGACCGAAAAAAUUAGGAGGCUUAAAAGGUCUCUGUCCGGCACCAUUGGUGCUAGGUUACGCGAUGGAGGUGAAAAGCUUAGGGCAAAUAUCAAACUGCACGAGGGUGAAUUAGAACGACGGCAGCAGGUCGGUUCCCAAAAGCAGGCAGAUUCUAAGACAGUCAAUGCUUUCAAAAAAGAAAUAUACGCUCUGAAUCCCUGUGACCACAAAAGGACAUUAAACAGGCAGUUUUCACAAAGAAAAUGCAAGCGAGAGUUGUUGUCACAGGAAGAACCUUAUAAGUUUCCUGUAGACAAAGGUGAAACCGUUUUAAAUAUUGAUCUAAAGGGAAGGGACUCUUCUACUCCUUGUUAUUCUGAAGAAAAAAUUGCCAGCUGUUUCUCGAAGAAGACUAAAGCCUCUCAAGCCCAAUCUUCACAUACUAAAAGGCAUGCAUAUGGGGAGGCUGUUGUUCUAGUGGAUGAGGAGGAACCUGAUGCAAAUAAAGCGGAAGAGCGAGUGGACGAAGUUGUUGAAUGCAGAAAUGCAACCAAGAUCUACUAUCCUUCACGGGUUGAUCCUGAAUCAGUUGAAAUUUGUUGUUCGGACAUGGAAUCUCUUGCACCUGAAGCAUAUUUAUCAUCGACUAUAAUGAAUUUCUACAUCCGGUACCUCCAGAAGAAAAAAGCUCAUGCAGAUGUAGAUGAGUAUCACUUUUUCAAUACAUAUUUCUACAAGAAGCUCAAAGAGGCUGUACUGAGCAAGCAGAAUGAAAAGGAAGCUUCAUUUUUCAAACUAAGAAGGUGGUGGAAAGGGGUGAAUAUAUUUGAGAAAGCCUAUAUAUUUCUUCCCAUACAUGAAGAUCUUCAUUGGAGCUUGGUUAUAAUUUGCAUACCGGAUAAAGAAGACCAACUGGGGCCAAUUUUACUUCACUUGGAUUCAUUAGGGCUCCACUGUAGCAAGUCCCUUUUUGGUACCAUAAGAAAAUUUUUGGAACAAGAAUGGAAAUUCUUGAGACAAGGAGAAGUGCCAGCUCUUCCUUUUUCAGACAAAAUAUGGGAAAAUCUUCCACGAAGAAUAGAUGAAAACGUCAUUACGGUACCACAACAAAGAAAUGAGUAUGACUGCGGUCUCUUUGUUCUUUUCUUUAUGGAGCGUUUCAUGGAAGAAGUUCAUGGAAGGCUUAAAAAGAAGGAUUUCGUGAUGUUUGGACGAAGGUGGUUCAAACCUGAAGAAGCAUCUCGUUUGAGGAUGAAAAUCCACAACAUACUCGAGGAAGAAUUCAAGAAUGCAAGUGAGGAUUGAUAUUUUUGGGAUCCCUACUCUUCACAAGUAGUUGCUUCUGUUUAAAGCAUUUCAGUAACAGAUUUUUGGCAUAGACAAGGAACUGUUAAUUACCAAAGGUCAUGAAAUGCUGCCUUGUUAGCUGCAAAAGGUUGAUACUGUCGUCAGUCACAUAAUUAGGGGUUCUGGAAUUGCGGUCUGUAUUCUCUGUACAUCGAGGUUUCUCACCAAAAUCUGGGAAGGAGAAGUAUAGCCUUCCCUGUGGGGGGAAGGUACAUUGUGUAGAAAUCAUAUUGAGCAUCCACCAUAAACAAGCAGAGAAUUUAGAACUGAUAUUGACCUUCAGCUGGGAAGGAGAGUCAAAUGGUUCAUGCCUGGUAUUGAUCUUUUGUGGUGUUGGUAUAGGCAAGGACUGGACAAAGCAAGAAAUAGCUGGUGGUGGUAUGAAGAGAAAGGAACUCAAGAUGUUUUAAAGAGAAGUAAAACCACUCGAGGAUUAAGUUAGAUUAGCUGAAGCGAGUGACCCCUAAAACCAGAAGCUGCAACAAAGUACAUCUAAUUAAUGUAAGCUCUCUGGAUCAGUUUUGUUUUACUUGUACCAACUCAAAACAGUCUCACAUGGUUCAUGUAAUUUUGCAUUGAAUGAAACAGAAGAAAAAGAACGUCAAAGCUUCAGCCGAAUGAGUCAACAGAUUCUGUUGGAUCAUGCAGCAACUUUUACUGCUUUGUUUUCCUCGCUUGAUAUAUAUUGAAUGAGCCAAUUCAUUUGGGAUA